CGCGUUCCAUUUUCAAACAUCGGAACUAAUUCGAAACAGUGUUCUAUUUACAAACUCUAUUCAAUCGUAUUUGUUUACUCUUUUGUUUAUGGUUGUGGAAUGUCGUUUGAAAUUGGAAUGCAUAUAAUGUAAAGAAAACAAGAUGGCGGUUUCCGGUGAGGUGUACGAGGACGGAGGAGUCAAGUUGCAUCCGUACCUCAUUGCUUUAGCACGAUGGUGCGUGUCCUGUCUGUGGAGCACGGCCUCCGCCAUGCUGUACCGUCUGCUGACCAACCCACUACCGCAGAUCACAGCUCCAAAGUACUCAAAACCUCGGCCAGCUGGUAAAGAACAUCUACACCCAGAGCCUAAAGUUGAAUGUGUGGUACUCCACCAACCAGAUGUGCCCAAAGUUGACGUUAUCUUCGUACACGGACUGUAUGGUUCCCAAGGCAAUACCUGGAGACAAGGAGAAUGGAGGUCCAAAUAUAAAAUAGAACCCAACAAAAUAUCCCUCAGACGACCCAGCUCCAUCCCAGCCUGCGAUUGUAACAAACAACCAAAAGAUAUAUUUAAUGAAGAUGCAAACAAAAUUGAAAGUAUUAAGAACAGUAUCAAACUAGAAAACGAAAAUAUACUCAAUUUCAACGACAAAGAAAUCACAUUUACAAACAUAGAUGAAUAUUAUAAGAAAAGAAUAACGGAUGAUGAAAUGUUUAUAACUGAGAAGUUUUAUAAAGAUGGGGACCAGUGUGAAGUUAUUGAUAAUUAUGAUACUCAAGCGAAGUUUGUCAGGGACUUGUUUAAUAUGGAGAAUUUGAAUGUGGAGAAGAAGGAGAAUGAUAAUUGUAGGUGUCGGGCGGAGGUGAAACGGUGUGAGGUGGGGUGUGGCUGCAUUUGUGACGAGUGCUACUCCGCAUGCUGGCCUCGGGACUGGAUCAAGGAGGAUUACCCUCACGCCAGGGUCAUAUCUAUCAACUACACCAGUGACCCUCAUCUGUGGAGACCUCUGUGGAUCAAGCAGUGCAAGCGACUGCACCUGCACGAGCGAGCAGAGCAGAUGAUCGCACAGCUACUCGCACUGGGUGUGGGGCAGCGGCCCAUCGUGUGGGUGGGACACUCCAAGGGAGGGUUGUUCAUCAAGCAGAUAUAUUGUGAAGCUUACGAAGCCUAUAUCGAAUUACAUGGAAAUCAAAGUGGCCAAAUUAAUGAUAAUGUGGGCAUAAAACAAAACUGCGACGAAUACGAUAAAGACAACGAAAUGAAUCACAAAGCUGACAGCAAUAUUGACAAUAAUGAAAUGAUGAUGGAAGAAAAUAAGGGUAAGGAUGAAAUGGGUGUAACAGAAAGACAUUUAGAUGAUACGGGUAAAACAGACAUUCAUGAAGAAUUUUAUGAAGAAAGCAUAGAAUCUAAUAGAAAUAAGGAUGAUGAUAAUUCCAGCAAUAUAAAUGAUAAUUGUAAGAAUAAUUUAGAAUUAAGAUAUGAUGAGAAUGAUAUUUAUGAUGGUAGCUCAGCUAGUGAAAUUUCUUGUGAGUUGAGACAAGCGAAGGAUGGAAAUAGCCCAGGGUUUUCAAACGGAAAAGAAGACCUGUUCCGGCGUUGUCAGCUCUGGUCCCUAAGCUCGGGUUUCAUGUUCUACUCGGUGCCCCACCGCGGCUCGCCGCUCGCGGACAUCAAGACUCCCUUAACGGCGCGCUCCAUCGAACUGCUGGAAAUGGGACAAGACUGCUCGCUAGUAACCGGCCUGCACGAGCGCUGGCUGAGCGCGGCAGCCCGCUCGCCGCCGCUGGUGCGGAGUCUGGUGGAGACCACAAGGACGCUCAUGGCCGUGCUCUGGCUCAGGAUAGUCAGCACUGAUUCUGCUGAUGCCGGUAUAGGCGCGUUAUGCGGCGUUUCGGUGGACCACCGCGAAAUCUGCAAGCCCUCGAGUCGGCACUGCAUUCUUUACACGGAACUUAAAGCGCUCAUACACGCAGCUUUAGAAAAGUGUGGGAAGUAACGCCAUCUAACGGUGAAUAGUUGAACUACCCAUCUACAUUUCGCAAG
Messenger RNA from Cydia strobilella, 2028 nucleotides. RefSeq lists its product as uncharacterized. Bases 143 to 1981 code for a protein of 612 amino acids. NCBI's taxonomy places the organism in Eukaryota, Metazoa, Arthropoda, Insecta, Lepidoptera, Tortricidae. The record is from RefSeq and is a predicted model, not a curated record. The transcript is spliced from 11 exons.